UUGGAAAAUUAUUUGUUUUUAGAAAAUGGGUUUUCAAACCCCAUUUAGUGCUACAUUGAAUAUCUAAAGUUAAUUAAACUGAAUAAUUUUUUUAUAUUUUAAAACUUGAGACAAUUUAUUCUAUCAUACAAUAAUUCAGUUGAGUUGGCAAAAAUUAUUUCAUCAUUUGUUAAAAGGGGGAAAAAUUUCUACAUUAAUAAAUUUUUGAGGUUAGAAUGUGAGAAUCUGUUUCCAAGAUUUAUAUCAAUGUUUGCCCGAUUAGUAUGACGCGAGCUGUCGAAGGUACAUAUAUAAAGUUCACUGUCCCUUGAUGACUUGGGAACAUGAAGUGAAUAUGUAGUGAAAGCUCCUUGAAUGAAAAUUAGAGGAGACAAAUGUUGACUCUCUGUGUAUACUGUUGACCACCAGUCAUUCGGCUCCGAUCUGCACCAAAAUAGUUUCAUUUAAUCGCAUAUUUAAUUUUUUUUUUUUUUUUAAAGAUUCAUUUAAUUUUUAAAAGAGGAAAUUAACCGCAUAAUCACAUUAUUAUAAAAAGAAAAAUGGAUAGCUCUGAAUAUGAAUUGGUACGUAAUUUGACACUUCUCUUUUUCUUUGAACGACUCAUGGAUAAAGGAGGUCCACGAACAUUACAUGAUUUAAGUUGUCAAUUUGGAGCAAAAGGUUUUACAAAAGAGAUGCGUCAAAUAGCCGGUGGUUCACAGAGUGGACUUAAAAAAUUUUUAUCACAAUAUCCAUCGCUCUUUCUUAUUGACGAUGAUUAUGUAUCGGUAAAUACAUUUCAACCAAUAAUUGAGGAGGACAGUGGAUCAAAAUCAAGUGGUAAACGUGAUUAUGCACGUGAAGCUGUUGAAUAUUUUUCUAAUAAAUUGAUGCAGUACGGAGCCGGAACUGAGGUGCCGAUAAAAAGUCUUCUUGGACAUCGUUCACAAGCAUCGCCAGAGGUACGACAUAUAUCUGGUCAGCAUUAUAAAGAAUUUCAAAGUUUUCUUGAAAAACAUCCCGAUGCAUUUGUUGUUAAUGAAGAUACAGUAAUAUUAAAACAAUAUGAAGGUAUGAAAGCGGAACCAUUUCGUGAAUUGGAACCUGAUAUUUCAAUUGAUCCUGAAGUUACAGCGAGAUUAUUAGAUUUUUUUGCCAUGUCAAUUGAACAAAAAGGUGUAAUAACUGUUGAUCAAUUAUUUUUAAUGGUAAAUGAAAAAUUUCCCCAAGAUACAAUAUUUCAAACACAUCAAGAUUUAUCGACAUUUUUGAAAAUGUUCUCCGAUGCAUUUCAUGUGCAAAGUAAUUUGGUUACAUUAAUUGGUCGACCAAAAACUUAUACUGAUGGUAAAAUAAAAAAGGAAAAUGCUAAAAACCAAAAUCAAAAUAAUAAUCUACAAAAUAAAAAUUCAAGUUCAAUUCAAAUAUCGCAGCAAAUUUUUCAAAAUUCAUCAAAUAAUCAACAACCAGAUAGUAUUGUUUCAAAUAAUAGUUCAAGCUCGCAGCCUAAUUCAUUGCAAAAUAUAUUACAUUCACCGACUGAGAGUAAUAAUAAUUCACCGCCAAUUAGUUUACAACAACAAACAUUGAAGCAAAGAAUAAAUACACUUGUAAUGAAAACUUUAGCUGAUAAUACAGAGAGAGAUCGUAGUUUACAAAGUGUACAAAUGGGUGACGCUUGGAAAUUGAAGGUGAUACAGCAAACAACAGUGAUUGUUAAUCCUCGUGAGUGCCUUCGAAUUGUUGAAGAUAUUAUGAAUCCAAGACGACCACCACCUGAUGGUAAAAUUGUCAUUUCUUUUGAUUGUGAAGGAGUUAAUCUUGGUAUGAAGGGACAAUUAACACUUCUUCAAAUUGGAACAAUAAGUGGACAAUCUUAUAUUUUUGAUUUAUGCACAUGUCCAAGUUUAAUUCAAGCCGGUGGACUUCAUAGGCUUUUAGAAAAUGAAAACGUAAUUAAAGUAAUUCAUGACUGCAGAAAUGACAGUGUUAAUCUUUAUAAUCAAUUUGGAAUCGUUCUUAACAAUAUUUUCGACACUCAGGCUGCUCAUGCUAUUUUACAAUUUCAAGAAACUGGUAAACCUGUGUAUAAAGUAAAAAAUGUUAAUUUAAAUGCACUUUGUGAACUUUACGGCGCGCCAUGUAAUCUUUUAAAGGAACAAUUGAAAAAUAUUUAUCGUCGUGAUCAAAGAUAUUGGUCACGACGUCCAUUAACUCGUGAUAUGUUAAUUUAUGCUAGUAGCGAUGUUCUUAGUCUUGUUCCACAAAUUUACAAUGCCAUGUCAAGACUUAUUAAGCCAGAGAUGUUGACACUUUUUGCGGAAUUGUGCGAGGAACAAGUGUGCAUGCAUAUAAAGCCACAGGAUGUGAAAACACGAAAAAAACAACGUAAAGUUGAAACAGAAGUGGCUGAUCUUCGUAAAAGAAUGGAAGAUACAACGGGAAAAAAUAUUGUUCUUAGCAAUCGGGAAAUUCGUCUAUUGCGCUAUUUAUCACUCACCGAAGAGGAAAAGGAAAAAUUGAAAGGUAGCUAUAAGGUUGCAAAAAAAUUGGAAAAACUUGAGAACAUGGGAGAUAAAGAUAAAGGCGAUUCAAGUGAUGACGAUGAUGAUGAGGAUAAAAAUGAUGACGCUGAAUAUCCGAGUCUCGAUUCCGAAACAUCACACUCAGGCGGUGUAGUGUCACCACGUAAUUCAGAAGCGCCAAGUUUAACUGAAUCAAUGCACAUGAUGGACGAAAUUCUCUCGGACGUGCAAAUGGAUCGAUUUGAAAAAAUUGAACGACUCGAAGCAAUUUUAUCGGCAGUUACUGGUUCAUCAAAUGACACUGACACUUUAGAUUCAGUGUCAACGACAACAUCACCUGCAAAAUAUACGUGUAUGUGCCAAGUAAACAAAAUUUCAAAUCAAUCACAAAGUGUUCCAAAAGAAAAUCAAGAAGUCGCGUGUCAAACUCUAAGCACUGGUGAUAUUGUAAUCACAAGGAUUCAUUUCUCCGAGGAGGAAAAGGAACGCGAAAGAUUACUCAAUUCACCAAAAAAAUAGGUAGUUUGAAAAUUUUAGUCUCAUUUUUUUUUUUUUUUUUGGAAACUGCACGGGCCUCUUAAAAAUAACAAACGAAAAUAAUUUUAAUAAUCGCGACAGUUUGAAGGACGAGUCAUUUUUAGUUUUUUUUUUUCUUAGAUAAUUUUUUAACCAUUUGUUUUUUUUUUGCUGCUUUUAAAAAUUUUUUUUUGAAUUUUUAACAAAAAGAGAUUUUUUUUAAUUCUCUGAUUAAUUUAUUAAUACGAUUAUGGAACAUUUUACAAUGUUUAUUAUUUAUUAUUAUAUAGAUAUUUAACAUAAAUGCAGCAUUUUACAUUAUUGCAUUAAUUAUACUAAUUAUAAUAGUUUUUUUUUUGUUUAAAUUUGGAUUUUUUCACGAUGUUUUGAUUGAGAGCUGUGCCAUUAUGUUUUGAUUUCAAUCAUGACACCGUUAAAAUAAUUAAUCGUUUAAUUAAAAUUGAAAUAAUUAAUUGUUAAAUUGAUCUUUUUUACGAUCAAUGUUUUUUAAAAUUUUUUCAAUCACGUUGAACAUGAUUUUUUUUU
Leptopilina boulardi is the source of this 3566-nucleotide messenger RNA. It is a transcript of the gene egl, whose product is annotated as egalitarian protein homolog. The transcript is spliced from 6 exons. The coding region runs from base 540 to 3023 and encodes 827 amino acids. Gene Ontology annotation, molecular function: nucleic acid binding; 3'-5' exonuclease activity. The record is from RefSeq and is a predicted model, not a curated record. Gene Ontology annotation, biological process: nucleobase-containing compound metabolic process. NCBI's taxonomy places the organism in Eukaryota, Metazoa, Arthropoda, Insecta, Hymenoptera, Figitidae.